CCUUAGGUCCUGUUUAACUGGAGAGCUGAUCCGCUGAAGGUCGUCUGUUGUUUAUUAGAACAAUACUGUCUCCAUCCCCGUUCUUAUACUUCUGCUGAAUUUUCAUUCUCUCAGAGUCUCUCGUUCUCAUCACCAUUCACUCGUUCUCCUAAACCCUUCCUAUCUUCGCAGUAUAAUGAAGGUUCUUGCUACUCUUCUGCCUAUUGCGCUCAGCGCGCGCUCCGUCUCUGCGGCAACAUGGUACUUCUUGCGUUACAACACGCCUACCGACAGCAAGUUCACCGGUCUCUCUGGUGAGCUGGUCGUCCCCGAGCUCCCGGCUGCGGCGACGUACUACCUAUGGCCCGGCCUGCAGCCAACGGACGGCAGCGGCGUGUACCAAAACGUUCUCGAUGGUAAGAGUGGCACGUGGUGGUUCGGAACAGGGUGGUGUUGUUCCAACCCUAGCCUUCCCUGGGGAAGUGGAUUCAAUACGUAUGCGGGCGAGACCGUCAAGUUUGAAAACACGCUGGAUGCAGAUGGAGCAAACUGGAGCUCAACAGUCGUGCACGAGAGCACUGGCACAAGCAAGACGGACAGUUUUGCAUUGUCCGAAAAAUCUUUCAACCAGGCGCUCUUUGCCAUCGAGCUUUACGACAGGGACUGGGACUUUGGCGAGCUCAAGUUCCAGAACGUCGUCAUUACUGCUACCGGAACGGAUGACAGCUGGUGCAACGACUCGCCAGAAAACUACAACGGAGCCGCGUCCUUCUCCGUGACUGGAGUAAAAGCUAGCGUCAGCGACAAUGUCGUGACUUGCAACAUUGACAGCUUGGUCUUGGAGGGCCCGGCCUAAACGUACUACUAGUAAUGAGAGGUGCAGCUGGAUAUUGCCAGAAUUCGAAUAUCAAACCGUUUAUCUGAUGAUUUGACACUUAAUGAGGC
This is a messenger RNA of Aplosporella prunicola CBS 121167, 924 nucleotides long. RefSeq lists its product as uncharacterized. Lineage: Eukaryota; Fungi; Ascomycota; Dothideomycetes; Botryosphaeriales; Aplosporellaceae. The coding region runs from base 176 to 835 and encodes 219 amino acids. The transcript has 3 exons. The record is from RefSeq and is a predicted model, not a curated record.